This is a messenger RNA of Symbiodinium sp. CCMP2592, 864 nucleotides long. NCBI's taxonomy places the organism in Eukaryota, Dinophyceae, Suessiales, Symbiodiniaceae. The record is from the annotation of a GenBank genome assembly.
AUGGGGGCCAAAUGCAGCGAGAUGAUGACGGGCACAGCUUCCCAGGUGAAGCCUUCGGAGGCCCUCCUAGAAGAGGACGAAGACGAUGGAGAGGACGAGGAGGCUGAAGAGGAGGAGGACGAAGAGGAUGAGGAGGCGUCGGUGAAAGCAGAUGCGGAAAAAGCAUUAAAGGGUGGCCUCAUGCGCGGCAAGACCGCUGCCUUUGAGGAGGCCAUCGAACAUGCGACUUCGGUGGGCAUCGACGAGAGCAUGAUCGCACACGCAGAGAAAAAGCUACAGCAGCACAAGGUGCAGCGAGAGCGGGAAGUUUUCAUCGAGGAGCUUCCCAAGUUCCUCAGCUCUGAAGAUGCUGACGACGAAGCGAAGUGCCAGGAGCAAAUCGAAGUCGGCAAGAAGCAUGGGGUCCCUGAAAGUCACUUGCAACAACUCCGACAGCGCAUCGAGUUCAUCAAACUCGGUCGCGACUUGGAGGAGGAGGAGUUGACGAAGGCGCAGGAGAUGACGACCGAGUCAACGCGCCGCUUCGUCACCUCUUGCUUUGCAGGCCGAAGUCUCAUGCACAUCGACCCGAAGGGUAAGAAAAUCAAGGUGCUUUGUAAGCUCGACCCUGCUAUGCGCAAACUGCGCAUCGAGGAGGAGUCAGGAGCCGAGGUUUGCAGCGCAGAGCUGAUCAAAGUUCAGGCCUGCGCAGGGCCACUGGCUGGGCUGGGUGAAAGCAGUCCACUUACAUCGCUUUCUGAUGAGGAGCAGGACCGCUCCAUCGCGGUCAGAGCAGGGGGCGAGGGUCCCUGGCUCUUCUUGGAGCGCAGAACUCAGCUUCGGGCGCAGUUAGGUUCUUUGGUUCUUUUCCAGGAGCUUCAAUGA